This is a messenger RNA of Symsagittifera roscoffensis, 1952 nucleotides long. Its product is annotated as protein GPR107-like. The record is from RefSeq and is a predicted model, not a curated record. Gene Ontology annotation, cellular component: membrane; Golgi apparatus. Gene Ontology annotation, biological process: transport. The transcript has 4 exons. NCBI's taxonomy places the organism in Eukaryota, Metazoa, Xenacoelomorpha, Acoela, Convolutidae. The coding region runs from base 7 to 1782 and encodes 591 amino acids.
UUGUCUAUGAAACUUGUUUCUUUUUCAGAAAUGCUAUUUUUCUUUGCAAUCUUUCUCUCAAUUGUGCCAGCUUUUGGCCGAGAGCAUCACUUUUCAAUGGCUGGAGAUAUGCGGCCCGAAUUCGAUCUAACAACCUUUGGUUUUACUAGUCCUGGUUUCCUUUUUGUGAAUAUAUCAAAUCUAAAAUUCUCGACAAGUUUAAACGAAACAGGUGUUAUCGGAUUCACUCUCGAUAGAACUGAUAGCGCAGGUAUCGCUCCAUACAUAGAGAACAGACAAGACGAUCAAUGUAUCCUCCAGGAAAGUUCGGGCAAGACGUCUGCUUUUAAAUCAGAUGUCGUUGCAAUGGUUCUAAACUUUACCGAAUUGUCAUUACACUUAACAAGACACGGAGAAAAAAUAGCGGAGCUCUCUUUUUAUGAGUCUCUUGAAGAUUUGUUUAACAAUCAUUCAAUGGAGUUCAGACCAAAAUCAACUGCUCCAAUGGUUCCGCCUAAAUUCGUAAUUCGAGACGAUAUCCUCAGUGCGGAAAACACAACGAAUUCUUCAAUUGGGCAGAUUAGAAAGUUCGAUUAUAAUCCAAAAAAGUUGGAUAGAGUUCCAGUCUCGAAGACAAAAAGUUCCGACGGUGAAAUAACUUAUAGUUUUAAAUUUGUCAUGUACGUUGCGAAUAAAACGCAAUCAGGGCUUUAUAAUCUCUUUUUCCACAACUGUGAAAACAUAAAAUCACCUAGCAUCGGAGUCAGUUUUGAUGUGAUCAUAAUCGAAAAAAACGGGGGCAAUUUUUUGACAGCAUUUGAAAUAUAUCUUCCUACUAUUUAUCUGGCUUUUUCAACAAUAUAUUUCUGCUGCUGCAUUGUUUGGAUGAUGGUUCUCCGUAAAGGCGAAAACGGAUCAGUACAGAAGAUCCACUACUUGAUGUUGCUUCUUGUAGCCGUCAAAUCUCUUUCGCUCUUUGUUCACUCCGUGGACUACCACUUCAUCAACAUUACGGGCCAGUCGCACAACACUUGGGCUGUGUUGUACUACAUUACCUACGUCAUACGAGGGCUGCUUUUCUUCACCGUUCUUGUUCUCAUCGGAAGUGGUUGGCAGUUGAUGAAGCACGUGUUUUCUACCAAUGAGAAACGGCUGUUCGUCUUAGUUAUCUCAUUGCAAGUUGUGACCAACAUCGCCUAUGUGCUGAAGGAAAACACAGAAGAAGGAGCCCAGAAGCACGAGUUGUGGCAGCAGAUUUUCAUCCUAGUCGACCUUGUGUGCUGUGGCGCUGUGCUGUUUCCCAUAGUAUGGUCUAUAAGACACCUACAGGAAGCAACCAAAGUUGAUGGAAAGGGAACAGCAAAUCUGGUGAAGUUACGCCUGUUUCGCCGAUUCUACAUCACCAUUGUGUGCUACAUCUACUUCACGCGAAUAGUAGUAUACCUGCUGAGAAUCCUGGUCAACUUCCAGUACCGAUGGCUGGACGCAGUUUCCACUGAAGCAGCAACUCUGGCUUUCUUCAUUUUCACCGCCUACACCUUCCACCCUGACCUGCAAAAUCCCUAUAUAAGGUUGUCUCAGCAGGAGGAAGAUUCUGAUUCUGAAGAUCAGAUUAAACUUCGAAAUAUGGGCAGUAAUUCAGUGGAGCAUGGAAACGAAGUGGCUGAGAUCGUCUCGGAGGGAGAUCGCGAGAGUCCGAGAGAACCCGGUUCGCCGAACCCCAACUGGAGUGCAAAUAUUCGAAGAAAGUUGAAUAAUCCGAUGUCUCCUAAACAAAGCAACAUGCAGAAAACCAUUGUCUAGUUUUAUAAAAUGGUAAUAACUUAAGGCUUAAUAUUAUGAGAUGUGAAUAAACAAGGUUAUUGCUUAUUUUAUCUCUCUUGUAGAUUUAUUUUGAUAGCUGACAAUACAAUUGUGGAAAUAUAAAUUGGGAUCUGUAGUAGCACAAUGGAAUUUAAUUGCAUUUCUAAUUC